AUGGGCGCUCCAACUCCAUCUCGAACUCAAAUUCCAAAUCGCAACAAGAUAGUCCUUAAGUCAGACCUCGCACAAGAUCUGAGCACCAAUGCGGGAUUUAUCUCAACAGACGCAAUGUAUGCUGACUUAGAAUACCAAAAAGAGCCCAAGGUUCGAGUUGAGCGUAAAACCAGGGCCAAACGCAGUCGAUCUCGAGCUGGAUGCUAUACCUGCAGGCUACGACGCAAAAAAUGCGAUGAAACUAAGCCUAGAUGUGGACCGUGCUCAAAGCAUAUGUUCAAGUGCAUUUGGCCUCGCAAGGGCCAAGGUCCUUUGACUGGAGAAAUGCGUGAAAAAAUGAAGAAGAAAAUCGAUUUCUACGACGAUGGAUCAACAGAUGCACAUGCUUCAAACAAGGAUAAAAAGUCAAAACAGUGCUUCGUCAAUUAUACUUUGGGAUCCCAGAAAAGUGGCUUUGUUCUGCUCAAUAGUGACAUCCCAGGAUUAGGGUCGAUACCUGAGCUCCUUACCGACGAGGCAGGCGACGAGGACGAAGAGGACUACGAGUUCAAUGAGUGCGAAUUAGACCAUGAUCACGAACGCGAGACGGAAUGUGCGCAAGAUGACUGUGAACUUGAUGCUCACAUCAUACAACAAAACGAAUUCGUGCUCUCAAAUGACGCGCAACCCGGAACAGACAAAGAAACCGAAAAUCAGAUGGUUUUAAAUUUUAGUGAAGAUCACAGCAAGAACUACGGUUUGAAUAUAACGCGUGAUGGUCUCUCAGUAACACCAAGUUUGGGGAAGCUUUUGAGCUCUGAUCAUCAGGACCCUUUGCUUUCUCCGAGUUUUCUAGUUUCUCCCCCGUUGUCUGCGUUUGAAUCAAUAGAUCUGACAAGCACAAAUGCUUCUCAGCGACAGGUAACUACUACCAAUGCAGACGAUGAGUAUAACGCUUAUGGUUUGGACGAAGAGUUAUCGGAGAAAUUGUAUGAUAAAGUAAUGCGGAAGUUCGUGAAUUGGACCAGCUCUCAAAAUGAACAUCAGACGACGAUUUCGGUGGCCAAUCUUAUGUCUCAAUACCAGUUCACGCAGCAAGAUCUAUUGCUAUACUACACCUGCAUUUACUAUUUUUUACCGGCUGUAGGUCCACAGCACACAUUACCUCAAUUGACGACUACAGAAACGUUUGUGCCUUUGCUAGCACAGCACUCCAUUGUCAAGGAUGUUUUCCUGUGCUGUGGGGCCACCUUUUUAGCGUGGUGCCAGCCGCAGAAAUACUCUGGCACGGCCGAAGUACUGUACCAAACAUGCAAAAGCCACCUACACGCUGAGUUAUCCUCAGGCAGAGUUCGUGGUGAUGAGACCUGGAUUUUCGCCUGUUUCCAGCUUCUGGUUUUGACAAAUAAGCUACACAAUGGACAGGGAGAGUCGAUGGUGGAUCGUUGUGUGGAUAACCUGUCGCAUUCCUUUGACAUCAUCAAACGCAAAUAUUAUGACAUCGAGAAACACGGCUCUACUCCUGCUGAUCGUAUGCUGAUCGAGAGUUUCAUGUACAACUACACGGUUUCGCUGCUGGUAGCGAAGGACUUAUCGAAGCUACCUAAUCCGUUUGGCAAAGGGUUUCAAAGACUGGCAGCACUGUUGAAAUCACCAAUUUUCAACGACUGUGACGUUGCAUGGAUGAACAACCCAGUUUUGGGCCCUUCGCUGGAUGCGUUCUGCAUGCUAGCUAAAGUGUCGUUUUUGAGUCGGAUGCCGUUGCCUCUGCAGGACGGCCAGUGGCAAACGGUGGCAGAUACUCUGAUGGAGGAGUGCUUGUACUACAAGCCGCCACCGUUGCCGGAACAAGUGCGCAAUGACGAGUUGAAAUAUGAGAUUUACCGGCCGGGACUGCUGUGUGGGUCGAUCAUCAGCAAGGCGUGCUACUUACUACUGAACAAGAUUGUGCGGUUCGAGGACUUUGACGUGCGCGACCAGCAGAUCCAGGACUUGGUCAAGUACACCAUCAAGAGUUUGAAGGACAUUGAGAAGGGAACCCCGCUACUGUGCAUUCUGUUGUGGUCGUUGCUAGUGAUCGGGGCAUUUACCGUGGAUGCUGAAGACCGUCUGGUGAUCAAAGAGUAUCUGAAGAGCACGUCGGAAACCAUACAUUCGUAUGGUGCUUUGAAGAUCAAUUUGUUGUUGCAGUUGGUGUGGGAUCGUGAUGACAUAAAUCUGUUGUUUGUGAGAGAAAACAUUGGUCAAGUUAUCAUAUGA
Molecule: messenger RNA, 2238 nt
Organism: Lachancea lanzarotensis
Lineage: Eukaryota; Fungi; Ascomycota; Saccharomycetes; Saccharomycetales; Saccharomycetaceae
Product: LALA0S05e08460g1_1
Exons: 1
Coding region: 1-2238 (745 amino acids)
Biological process (GO): positive regulation of transcription by RNA polymerase II
Cellular component (GO): nucleus
Molecular function (GO): zinc ion binding; transcription cis-regulatory region binding; DNA-binding transcription factor activity, RNA polymerase II-specific
Source: RefSeq, a predicted model, not a curated record